AUGAUCUUGCCGUUGGCUGUGCCCUUCAGUAUGGACGUAGCCAUGUACUCCAUAAGCCUGGUUUUUACGUCCUUCAGACCGAAGUGGUGCUUAUCCAGAACCUGUCGUGCGUUGCGGCAUGCCGAGCAGCCACUCGAGGUGCGACCUGCAUACGCCAAACUCAGCGCUAGAAGUUUCAAGCUGCUUGAGCCUGCUGAUGCCACUUUUGUAGCUUUCAGAUGCUUCCUUGCUCAUGAACUUCUCAACCUUGGCAAACUCGUUUUCGAAGGCCUCGAUGAGCGUGUUCUUGUCGUCGCUGUCCAGGCCAAGCUCCUUGCGGAUCAUCUUCAUCUGCUCCGUGAGGAUGUACUUGCGCUGUUCGCGCGACAUCUUCUCCUCAAUCUGCGUCUUCACCUCAGCCUGCACCUUGGCGAAUUCGAGGUCAUUCUUCGCGACCUCAAGCACCAUGGCCAGCCUCUUGUCGAUGUUGACCUCCGCAAGUAUGGCCUGCAGCUGGUCUCGUUUAGCCAUUGA
Babesia ovata is the source of this 513-nucleotide messenger RNA. Its product is annotated as uroporphyrin-III C-methyltransferase, putative. The record is from RefSeq and is a predicted model, not a curated record. The coding region runs from base 1 to 513 and encodes 170 amino acids. NCBI's taxonomy places the organism in Eukaryota, Apicomplexa, Aconoidasida, Piroplasmida, Babesiidae. The transcript has 2 exons.